AUGGAGGCCGCGGGUUCGAGCCCCCCUUGCGGCCUGUGCCUGGCCGAGCGCGCCCCGUACACCUGCCCGCGCUGCCACCUGCGCUUCUGCUCCGUGCCUUGCUACCGGGGCCACGGCUCGUGCGCCCGCGACUUCCAGAGCCGCGAGCUGCAGCUCCGGCUCCGGGGCCAGCGGGGCGACGAGGCUUCGCGCCGCCGCCUGAGGGAGGCCCUCCUCCGGCUGCGGGGACUACGCGAGCCCGGGGAUGCGGACCCCCAGCUAGGCCUCGGCCCCCAUUCGGCGCAGGAGGCGCUCGAGGGCCUGUGGGAGCAGCUGAGCCCCGAGCAGAGGAAGGCUUUCCAGCGGAUGCUGAGCAGCGGGGAGAUCUCGGCCCUGCUGCCCCCUUGGCAGCCCUGGUGGGUGGCAUGCAGCCGUGGGGCAGCCCUGAUCCAGGAGUUGGGCCCCACGGAUGCCCAAGCCCCACAGGAAGCCUCCGAGCGCAACACCCGGCCUCCGCUUCCCAUCCAGGCGCAAGACACCGCUGCUGGCACCCAGAGCCUUCCGCAGCCUGCGGGUGAUUCGAACUCGGUGCCCGCCGUGCCCGCUGUCAUCGCGCCUCUGGCCACCCUCAUCGGCUCGCCUCUCUCGCCCCUGGUCCGCUUCCAGCUGCCCAACGUGCUCUAUGCCUACGCGUACGCCCUGUCACUUUAUAACGGGGAUGUGGGCGAAGCGGAGACGACGCUUCCCGAAUUCUGCGAAACGGUCCUGGACGUCUCCGGGGCUCUGGGGGCCAAGCAGGUGUACCGGUCCACGGCGGAGGCCCUGCAAGCCGCCCUGCAGGCGGUGACGGUGGACCGGUACCCCGAAUGCCCUUUGGGCAACGGCGGCGUGAUGCUCGCGGUGGCCCAGCUCUUAAUGGGGGAGCGCCAGGUGAAACAGAAGGGAUUCACCUUGGCCGCUCUCGCCCAUCUGUCCAGGUUGCUGAGAAACGGGAAGAGGCAGGUACCUGCCGAAGACCGGCCCAAGGUGUUCGGAGCCCAGAAGAAGUGCGAAUUUCUCCUGUCCUGGGUGAACGAGAACGAGGAGGCCUUGACCCUCCUGGCCUUGGAGGCACAGAGGGAGUACAAGUCCCACCUGGACAUGGCGAAGGAAGUGGGCGCUGUCACCCAGGAACUGGAGAAGAUGUGGGGGGCCAAAGUGCCCCCCUCCAAAAGACCCUUGAUAGAAGAAUUGGACUGAGCGCUUCAACCUGUCGCAGGUGCCACACAGCCCAGGACGGAAUCGCUCUACUGGAAACGGGAUUGGAUCCUUCAGCAGGAAAUUGGAAAAAGAAGGCUUUGGAAAAUAACAACACUGGAUCACUUCUUAGAUUAGACCUGAGCACAGAUGGGUAUAGAUUAGCCUCCUUUCUGCCUCUAUACCGAACACCUUGAAACGGAGCACGGCCGGGGAUUAAAGAGAUGUUGAGGGUGAGGAGGGGAUUUGUAAUAAAAGGUAAACUUCCUUGCUGA
Molecule: messenger RNA, 1490 nt
Organism: Elgaria multicarinata webbii
Lineage: Eukaryota; Metazoa; Chordata; Lepidosauria; Squamata; Anguidae
Gene: ZNHIT2
Product: zinc finger HIT-type containing 2
Exons: 1
Coding region: 1-1218 (405 amino acids)
Source: RefSeq, a predicted model, not a curated record